Messenger RNA from Dreissena polymorpha, 20964 nucleotides. RefSeq lists its product as uncharacterized. Gene Ontology annotation, molecular function: DNA-binding transcription factor activity, RNA polymerase II-specific; DNA binding. Gene Ontology annotation, biological process: regulation of transcription by RNA polymerase II. Gene Ontology annotation, cellular component: nucleus. The transcript has 8 exons. The record is from RefSeq and is a predicted model, not a curated record. NCBI's taxonomy places the organism in Eukaryota, Metazoa, Mollusca, Bivalvia, Myida, Dreissenidae. Bases 52 to 17382 code for a protein of 5776 amino acids.
UGUUUUGUGUUUAGAUUCUGAUGUAGCGGAAGAAAGUUGCAAAGAAAAAAGAUGGAUUUUUCCGUCUUGCUGCAAGAUCUUAAAGAUGUGGCGGAGAAAUACAAGGGAAAAUCGACAGAGCCUGCAAUCUCCACCAGUGCAUAUGUGGACAUGUUUUUAAAGAUCUUGAAGCGUGCCCAGAAAGUGACUGAAGACUACGAGGAACAGAUCCGCGUACUGUAUGUAGUCCUCAACCAGCUGGCUGCCAUUUAUCAAGACCUAACCCAGGGAAACCACAGAGAUCAACUCUGUAAAUACAUCUUCCAACUCUGUGCCAAGACAGUACUGCACAUACAGUGGUCGCAUUUAGAUGAGCACAAUGCAGCAAAGACCAAUCUCAUAGAAGCUGUGAAAAAUGUCACUGAAAUACUUGAACAGCAUGGAUUUAGCAAAUUUAAGGUUAUUCAGGAGUUGAUGGACAGCCAUUGGACUCACCCAGUUCUCAGCAAGAUCAUGUCUGGUGAGGAAGAAGACGAGAACGAUGAGGAAUGUCUGGAGUACAUCAGGAGCCAGGAUCCGGAGGUGUUGAAGCUGCGUGUGGACAUCAUGAUUCACGAGAACUGUGAGGAGUUCGCUCUCAACCUGUGCAACUGGUCGCUGCGUCACCCGGCCAUGAGGACCAACAACCUGAAGAUCAAGGAGCAGCAGAUUUUCAUCCUCCACAAGCAGGAGGAGUACACCAAGAUGCAGGAAGUGUGCGAAACCAUCGUUUGUCAUGACGGCAUCCAGGUGAUGUCACAUCUUGCCAAGAACCCUGCCAACCAGGCUCUAUGUAUCCGUCUGGCACAGGUGUUCCUUAUACAUGACUGGGUGAACCCAAACAGGAACUGUUGUACGCAGGAGUUGCUAAAGCUCUGGAUCCACCACCAGUAUCUGGCUGACAAAGACGAGGAGAGAUUCCUGGAGAGCAUCUGGACCGUGGCCAAGGUGUGCAGAGACACCGAGCAGAUCGGAACACUCAUAGAUGGAGUCAAGAAGGAGUGUGGGGACAUGUUUAUUCAGCUGUACACAGAGCUGUGCAAGUACGCAAUCAACAUCGAUAAAGGGAACUAUGAGAAAGAGAUGGCUGCAGGAAACCUUGAAGAAGCAAAGAGACGAAAACUUGCCCUGUCUAAAACCUGUGUGAGAAUGUCAUUGAUGCUGAAGGAGCAUGAUUUCCGCAUGUCCCGUUUGUGUGGGCUUACCGCAUUCUCACUUGAUCCAACAACUGAGAAUUUGAAUUUAGUGAACAAGUUGUACUGGACAAUUAAGCACACUUCAGCCGUAUCACGUCAUAGUAAAACUGACAUUGCAACCUUGUAUGAGAUUGAUCGAUUGCUUGGCAAAAUGCGGCCAGAGAGUUUGAAUCCUGACUACAGCUGGAAACAGUUGAUUCCUUUGUGCAAACGGUACAAACAUGAUUGUGAUCUGGAAAGGAAGGGGAUCAAGGUGGAGAAACGAGAAGUGCCAGAUGUCCAAAUAGAACCCGAAAGUACUGUCUUACAAACUGAUGGGCACAAGCAGCCAAAAGGUAAACGAAAGGAUAUUCAAAAAGUCCAUAUUGAAAAAUUGCUCAGUGAAAAGCGUUUGUCACAGGAGGAGAUUGAGAAAUUGAUUCGAGAAAGAUUCCCUAGAAAUACAGACCUUGAUGAUGCACCUGCAUUAGAUAUGAAGGAACUGGAUAAGACAAUUGAAUCUCUGAAAAAAUCAAUCUAUGAAGAGACCUUAUUCCGUGAAUCAUUAGAAAAGAACUUUUCUCCCCUUCGUGGGAGGCAGAAAUCUCCAGUUGCUGCUAGUGCUCACAAUAACACUGUUGGUUCAAGUUCUGCAAAUCCUGACAAUCAUGUUAAUGCUAAUAAACUUCUGUAUAAGCAAUUGUCUGAAGGUAAAUCCAUGCAGCAUCAGGUAUUGCCGUCAACCUUGGGAACAUUGUCACAUCAAGUUCCAUCAACCAGCUUUCAGAUGACACACCAACCUCUGUCAAGUUCUGCAAACCUCGUAGGAAGCAAAACCAGAAACUUACAUGGUGUUCCUACCAACCAGCUGCAUGGGCAUUCACCAGCUAUUUUAGGAAAUAAUAGGAAAAUCCCGUGUGCUACCGUUAGUUCUUCACAAGUGCAGUAUUCAGGGCAAAGCAGCAAUAGUGUACCGAAAAAUGUUCAGCAAAUGAAGCCUUCUGGGCAUUUCAAUAUUUUAAGACCCGCAGAAAGCUCUCAACAAGAAUGUGCCAAGAUUGCUCAGCAAAUAGCAGAGAUGCGAGAGAAAGAGAGAAGAGAGAAACUUGAGCAAGUCAGAAACCAGGGUAAGAUGGAUGCAAAAGCUUUGAGCAAGGCUGUUCUGCAGGGUCAUCAAGGCAAUGCAAUUUCCAACCUUCUUAGUCUAACUUUCCAGGGAAAUAAAUCAGCCAAUCAGAAUCAAGCAGCAUCUGUAUCACAACACAGCCAAAAAGCUGUUAGCAGUUCUGUAAAGCAUGACCAGAUUAGUAAUCCCAAAUAUGUUUUGCCAACAGAAAAAGUCAUCACCCCGUUGCAGGUUGAAAAUAGAUUGAAUCUGGGCAAGGGAACAUCUGUGAAGCCUGUUCUGUCAAUGAGAGUGCCACGGUCACUCACUGAAGAACAAUUCAAGCAGCUCAUGCAAAAAGUGCAUCAGAUGACAAGGAAAAUGUCCCCUACAAAGUCAAAUCCAUCUCUUAUGUCGCAGCAAGCUUUUAAUGAGGGCGCAACUGUGACAUCUGCAAUUCAGUCAAAUGCCAAUGAGAGAGACUUUCUCACUGGCUUGACGGUGAACAGUCAGGGACUUCUUGAGACUGCUGUGGCAUCAGCAAGCCCAGAUAUUGCAAUGGCUAACCUUGAUACCCUGGCAACUGCAAGUCUGACACAUCUAGAACAAGCCCAGUACACCCGGCAAAUGAAAACAAAUUUAGAUAGCUCUCAAAUGGAAAUCUCCCAAAUGAACAAUCAGGGCAUUGUUUCAGUCAUCACAUACUCACAGCCUAAUCAGGUUGUGUUUUCUUUGCCACAGCAGUCUUCGGUGAUGCUACCACCACCUGUUGUUCAGAGUAUACCACAGCCUGUCAUGCAGCAGUUUGUGACAAUACCCAGUGAUUCUUCAGUGUCACAGCAGCAGCCUCCUGCAGUCAACCAGUAUCAGGUACCGGUGCAGACAUCUGUGCAAGUCCCUUUCAAAUUUCUCAGUGGUGGAAAUGUGAAGCAGGUUCAGCAAAACCCUGUACUGAAUACUCCUGAACUCAGUCCAGCGGUUGUGGAGCAGUUAUUGGCCAGUCUCAGUAAAAGGGGCGAGCAGAAAAGCACACAGCAACCAAAGCCUUCCUGGCCUAAGGAUAUCCUGCCAAAAGCAGCCCCGCAGCAGCAAGUUAAUUUGGGUUACAAAAUUUGUACCACAUCACCAACUAGUCAGUCAAUAUCUAAGAGUGUAGCAGAUGCAACCAAGAAGAUACUUCAGCUGAGGGAGAUGUAUGGACUAAAUCCUGCAUCUAAUCCAAUCGCAACAGAUGUGAAUUCAUCUCCAGAAAACAGAGGAAGUGGGAGCCUUAUACAAAAGCUGAUGAUGGAAGAUGACUCUUGUGAUUACAAGAACAGUAAACUAAGUUCUUUCAUAGCUGGUAUGCCUGCUUCCAAAUCCACAGCCAGUGAUGAUGUGCCAGACUUACCAGACCUUGGAGCCAAGGAAGUUGCAGCUAUUCUUGGACUAGAAACUGAUGGGAAUCAGGCAGAGCAAAAUAACACCAUUCCCCAGUCUACAUAUCUUAAUGCCAACAGAAAAGCUAAGGAGAGGGAAAAGAAGGAUGAGGGUAGGAAACAGAAAUGUGGUCAAACCAUCUUUAAGUGUGGCCAAUGUGGAAAGAUGUUUCCCUCAAGAGAAUUAGUAGAAGAACAUCAAACUUUGGAACAUCAAACUUUGGAUCAUCAACUGAAUUGCAAAUUCUGCAAUAAGACAUUCAAAAAUAAACAUACCCUGCGUGGGCAUGAAAGAAAAAACUGUCGAUUUCUGAAAGCUGAGUCCUCCACUUUUACUGGAGUGAAAUGCUUUACAUGUGGAAAACUGUUUGAGUCCGUUCAGAAAAUAAAGGAUCAUGUGAAGGAAGGCUGUAUCGGAUCGAAUGUUAAAGUACCACUUACAUUCAAUCCAGGUCAAUUUGAGUUUUCAAUGUUGUACACAUGUUCAAGAUGUGCUCAGGUAUUUGCUAAAGAGGAAUUUGCUUCAAAUCAUGUUUCCUCUUGUUCUGCCGUGGUGCCUGAUACAGUUCACCAUGAACAAGCAACGGUUCUUGUGUUGUAUAAAUGUUUAAUGUGUUCCAAGUUGUUUGAAGACAAAGAAAAAACUUACCGGCAUGUUUCCAAACAAUGCCCAAAACUUAAAGUAACUAUCGGCCAACAACAAGUACAGAAGGCAUUUGAUGAGAUUCAAAUGAAAAUGUUAAGUGAACAAAAUGAGCGUAAACACAUUUACCAGUCCGCAAGUCAAGAUGAUCGUGAUCUUCCUAAACAUACCGCAAGCACAAGUUUAGUUGGAGUAAACCAUGCACAGACCAGUGAUGUUGCGAUAAAAAGGAAGAAAUCUGCAUCUAAGCACAAUGAUCAUAAAAGUGUGGAACAUAAUUCAGAAAAAAAUCUAUCAUUAAGAACUUAUUGUGAAAGUGACAAUAAUGUUGGCAAUAGUGUAGAGCAUAAUUCAGAGAGAAAUGUAUCAUUAAGAACUUAUUGUGAAAGUGACAAUCAUGUUGGCAGUAAAACAUUUUUAACAUCAACAGACAAGACUUCCAAAGGAAACAAUGCUUUGUUAGAAAGUGCGCAAAAACAAAACUUCAAUAAAGCGGUGGAAGAUACUCCCUUAGAAAAUAACCACUCUAAACCUGUGACUCUAAUUGAAAACCGCAAUAACCUGGAUAUAGAUAAAGUGACACAUACUAAUGAGAAUGGAGCCUACAAAGCAACAGCUAGAGACACACUUGCAUCUGAGAAUAGAAGCAACAUGGUUAAAGCUGAAGUGACAUAUGUAAAUGAAAAACCGGAUGAUAUGGUAAAAGAAGUGUCCAGUUUAGAUGUAAGUAGAGGCAACAUGACAGCAGAUGAAGGGACAAAUGUUAAAAAGAAAACUGACAACGUAGAACUAAAUGAAGGGACAAACAAGAACAAACCAUUAUAUGAACCAUCUGUAAUAAACAAUAUUGUUUCAGAAUCUGUUAACCAUCCACUAAAUGCUGAAGAAAGUAAGGUAAAAGAGGAGAUUAAAAAGGCACAGAAAUUAGCAAAGCAAGUUGCAGUAAGGGCAGAUCAUUUGCAAGAAGAAAGAAAUCAUUUUUUAGACAAAACAGAUUCAAUGCAAGAAAGAACAGAACUUUUAGGAAACAAAGAGUCAUUACCUGUAAAUACAGAAAACCUUCAGGAGAAACCACAUUCAAUUGGUAAGCUUCCUCAUGGAACACUUAAUGCAGGCUCAGGGUACAAAAAUGAUUGUAUUUUGGAAUACAGUGAAUCAACAAAGGAACAAAGAUUGUCUGCUGAAAAGCUGUACUGGCAAGAGUUCUAUGCGAUUGAGAAAAGAAAAGAAGAGGAAAAAUCAAAGGCAUUACAACAGGCAGCAAAAGAAAGAAAUGCUCGUUCAAUUAAACAAGCACAUGUACAGGAUUCAUCAGCCACUUGUACAACAGAAGUUGACAUGGAAAGAAAGUACGCUUUGGAUCGGCAACUUCAUGAAAGAGCCACUGUUUCUGACAACCAAUUAGAACUUGAUAAAAAGGCGUCUGUCAACUCUGAUUUAGAAAAACUAAAUGCCAGCAAAUUAAAAAACGUUAACCAAAUAUUGGGUAAUAUGGAUCGCUUCCGACAGAUAAAUGAAUGCCAGGAAAUGCAGCAAAAGAAGACAGGUGCAGAAAUCAACAAGCCUGAUCAAAAAGAACAAGCUUCUCCUGUUGUCUCAUUUGAUAAAAAAACAAAUUUGCUUAACCAAAACAGUACUAAGAACAGUAAGGAUUCAAAAGUGAUAGUUGAAAAGAAGAGUCAAGAAAUAAUUCAGACCAAGGCAAAGGUUGAUACUAGAGAAUUGAUCACAAAUAGAAAUAAGAAAAAACAACCCAAAUGUCAUCCUUCAAGGCAUCUUUCAAAAGCUGCUACUAAUGAGCGUUUACUUCGAAAAAGAGGAUUAAGAUCAAAGAGGCAAAUAAAGCAAAGAAAAUUCUUUGAUGAAGUGGAGACAGUCUCAAAAGGUGAAUCAGUAAAGCAUUCAACUCCAUCAAGAAGCCCUCGGAGACAAGAAUUGAGCGAGUCUGAAGAGGAUAUUCCCAAGGGACAAGAGACGUCACUGCAGACAACAGAGCAAAGGUUGUAUCUUAAAAGGCUUCAGUUUGAGUGUAAGUUGUGUGAUUAUACUAGUCCUCAAAGCAGAGUGAAGGUACCCGCUUACAUUGGGACUCAUUAUAUUGUACAGCAUAAGAUGGGAUUUCGACUGAACAGACACAAGUUUGAAUGCAGAUUUUGUUCCUUCAAUGUUCCAGACAGUAAAAUGAACAAGAUAAAGGUCCAUCUGCAUGAGAAACACAGAAAUGAUGUGUUUGAUGCUAUUUGCAAAGGUAAACUGGCUAAUAAUGUUGACAAGCAGACUAAACUCUCUCCAAUAAAAGUGAUUGACGAUUUGAAUGUCAGCAUGACACGUUCAAGAAUUAAAGCAGAAAAAGUUCAAAGAGGUAUGAGAGCACUGGCUCUCAGAAAAGAAUGUGCAGAUAAGCUCAGGAAACUUGCAGAAGAAAGAAAGAACAUAUUACAUUUUCUUGAAAAUGAAGAAGCAAAUAUGGAAAGUGAUCUGAAUAGUUAUAACAUCACAAGUGCACACAUUUCACCACCCCAAGUAAGUUCUAACAAGUCAACACCAUUACUUUCUGAUGUAAGUACUCCCUAUGAAUAUAGUAGUCCAAUAACAAAACAGCUUGCAAAAAGGUUAACCAGGAACAUGGUUAAGGAUAUGAAGGGUAGUAAGAUUUUGACCCAUUACAGUCGUUUGACUUCACAUGCUGACCUUUCUGAGUCAGAAAUAUCAUUUGAGCUUGCUUCAUAUGGUAGGUCUCGUUCAGCCUCAGUCAGUAGCAGGUCAUCAAGUAUCCAUGGUGGAAAAUUGCGAUCUUUAAGAAAUGCUGGGCCGAAUAAAUCAGAUAUGUCUGAGGAAAUAAUGGUAACUCGUAGUGGACGAAAGAUUAGGAAACUUGACAUUGACCAGUUUUCAACAGAAUCUUCUGGGUUUCGAAGUGAUGACUCUGAUUCUGAAUGCAAUAGAGAUCCUGAAAUAACAAGGUCAAGAAGAUCAUCAAGAAGACAACAAUCAUCAGAACAAAAGGACAGUAAUCAGGAAUCAGAAGAAUCAGGUGCAGAGAUAAGUGACAAACCAAAACGGAAAUCAUUAAAAGUAAAGCAGAGUGUUGAAAAGACAAUUUUGUUUUGUUUAAAUACAUCUGACGAUUCAGAUGAAGAACCGUUACCCAGAAAAACACGAUCUUCUUCUAGGAAACAAUCUGAUUUAGAUACAAAACACACAAGUGAAAUGAAGGAACUUUCUAAUGCAAACCUAUUUCUUGGGAAUAAUCAUUAUGAUUCGGAUACAGAAAGCAAUGCAGCUGAAACAGAUAACAAUAGUUCUAAAAAUAACAUGAGGACGAAAUCAAACAAAAUUCAUGAGGAGUCUGAAGAGAUGGAUUGUAAAUCAUAUGACAUUGUUGCAAAGACAGAAUUAUCUCAAGUUAACACAUGUGUUCCUUCCAAUGUACAAAAUUCAAAUAGAAAAGUUAUUAAAUCCAUCCAUUCUAUUCAGGAGGAAGAUGUUUUGAAAAAAUAUCAUGACAUAGAAAACUUUAGACAGGAUGUUAACAGAUGUGAUGUUCUGAAGUUAACAAAAGAUCCAGCUUAUAUUUCAAAUCUCUCUAGUACUGCAGAAAAUAAAAGAGAAUUUGACACAUCUGCUGCUUCCCAUGACUCUGGUCCUGUUGUGCGAUUGGAAAAAACAAAUGAUCAACAUGAAGCUGUUAGACAACUUUGUGACAAGAAAGGCAAAACUGAUAUUUUUAAGAAAUUUAAUCUGACCAAAUGUUCCAUUAAUGUUAAGAGAUUGUCAAAAGAAGAAAUAGAUGAUCAAACAAGCAAACCAAGGGCGGCUGGAUACUUUUAUGAGGGUUGUGAUGAUGUUAUGAUUGACAAUGUGCCAACAGAAGGGAAUGCCAUACCUUUUGGUGAAGCUGAUUUUAUUAUUGUGCAGGAUGCUCCUGACGAUGUUAUUUCUAAGCUAAUGCAUGAUGCUUGGUUAGAAAUGGAAAGUAAUCAAGGUGUUGUUAAUUGUGAAGAAAUUGUUCUGGAAGGUAGGUGUAAAGCUGAAAUUGAUACUGAGGAGAACUCCUCAGAUAAUAAUGUUAUCAUUGUGAUUGAUGAUGAUUUUGAUGAAUUUCAAAGAGAGCAACAUUCAGAGCAGAAAAAUGCUCCUGGUCUGAAUGCGUCUGAUCCUGAUGAUAAUGUGUCAAGAGAAUCUACACACAGUAAUUUGGUGGAAAUAAGAGAUCAGUUGAUUGAUAUGACAAGCACAAGCACUGUUAAAAGAACAAUAGCUGGAGAGAUUGUGAAGUGUAACCAUGAUAAUGAAUCCUUGAGUAGAAUUAUUUUGGAGUGUGAAGAAACAACGAAAGGCAAAUUGAAACAUCCUCAAGAGAAAGCUGAAACAUCAAUGACUGAAGCAAGUGAAAUUACUUCAGAAAAUAAGGAUAUUGAAGAGAAUGUGAACGAUAGUGAUAAAUCAGAAGGAAAGCGUGUACAGAAAAGUGGCACUAGUACAGAGGUACUGCCUCGAGUGCAUGAGGAGUGUAAUGAAACUGAUAAACCAACAGGCAUAUUUGAAUCUCAUAAUAAGACAGGUUUUACAUACAGUAAUAGAGAAAUCCAAUUAGGAAAGGAAAGUAAUGGAAACUCCGGAAAAGAAUUUGAAAUACAAACAAACUCUUCUCAGGUUGGCAAUAAUUUUAAUGAAAAUACAGAUGAGAUAUUGAAUUCUCAAGAGGAAUGCUUAUUGGAAGUUAAAAAGUCUGAUAUGAAAAACGGCAUUGGAAGUGAAGUUGAUGUUAAUGAUCCUUCUGGUGAAGACAAUGUUACAGACAUUUAUAAGGCAGUUGAAACUAAACAAAUUUACCAGGAGGAGAAUGACCUGUUAAAUGGAAAAACUAAUUUGUCUAAAAUGAACUCUUCGGAGAUAAUUGGUGUGCAAGACUUUGAAUCUGAAAAUGUUAGGUCAGUGUGCAUUUUAACUGAUAUUGAUGGUGAUGCAUGUAAAGAAGAUGCAAACAGUUUCCAAAGACAGGAUAAACAGAUCAUAACAUUGACUGGAUUUAUAGAUGACAGUGAUAAUAAAAAGUUGACUAAAGUUAUAGAAGACAGUGUUGACCAAACAUUGUCUGGAGUUAUAGAAGACGGAGGUAACCAAACAAUGACUGAGGUUAUAGAAGACAGCCGUAACCAAAUAAUGGCUGGAGUUAUAGAAGACAGUGGUGACCAAAUAAUGACAGGAGUUAUAGAAUACAGCGGUAACCAAACAAUGACUGGAGUUACAGAAGACAUUGGUGACCAAACAUUGACUGGAGUUAUAGACAACAUUGGUAACCAAACAAUGACUGGAGUUAUAGAAGACACUGGUAACCAAACAUUGACUGGAGUUGUAGAAGACAGUGAUAAGCAAACAAUGACUCAAGUUAAAGAAGACAGUGGUAACGAAAUAUUUACUGGAGUUAUAGAAGACAGUGGUAACCAAACAUUGACUGGAGUUAUAGAAGACAGUGGUAACCAAACAUUGACUGGAGUUUUAGAAGACAGUGGUAUCCAAACAUUGACUGGAGUUAUAGAAGACAGUGGUAGCCAAACUUUGUCUGGAGUUAUAGAAGACAGUGGUAACCAAACAAUGAUUGCAGUUAUAGAAGACAGUGAUAAACGAACAUUGACUGGAGUUAUAGAAGACAGUGGUAGACAAACAUUGUCUGGGGUUAUAGUUGACAGUGUAAACCAAACAUGGACUGGAGUACUAGAAGACAGUGGUAACCAAACAUUGACUGGAGUUUUAGAAGACAGUGGUAACCAAAUAUUGACUGGAGUUAUAGAAGACACUGGUAACCAAACAUUUACUGGAGUUAUAGAAGACACUGGUAACCAAACAUUUACUGGAGUUAUAGAAGACACUGGUAACCAAACAUUGACUCUAGUUUUUGAAGACAGUGGUAACCAAACAUUGACUGGAGUUUUAGAAGACAGUGGUAACCAAACAUUGACUGGAGUUUUAGAAGACCGUGGUAGCCAAACAUUGACUGGAGUUUUAGAAGACAGUGGUAAUCAAACAUUGACUGGAGUUUUAGAAGACAGUGGUAGCCAAACAUUGACUGGAGUUUUAGAAGACAGUGGUUACCAAACUUUGUCUGGAGUUAUAGAAGACAGUGGUAACCAAACAAUGAUUGCAAUUAUAGAAGACAGUGAUAAACAGACAUUGACUGGAGUUGUAGAAGACAGUGGUAGCCAAACAUUGUCUGGGGUUAUAGUUGACGGUGUUAACCAAACAUUGACUGGAGUUAGAGAAGACAGUGGUAACCAAACAUUGACUGGAGUUAUAGAAGACAGUGGUAACCAAACAUUGACUAGAGUUUUAGAAGACACUGGUAGUCAAACUUUGUAUGGAGUUAAAGAAGACAGUGGUAACCAAACAAUGACUGCAGUUAUAGAAGACAGUGAUAACCGAACAUUGACUGGCGUAAUAGAUUACAGUGGUAGCCAAACAUUGUCUGGGGUUAUAGAUGACAGUGUUAACCAAACAUUGACUGGAGUUAUAGAAGACAGUGGUAACCAAACAAUGACUGGAGUUUUAGAAGACCGUGGUAGCCAAACUUUGUCUGGAGUUAUAGAAGAGAGUAGUAACCAAACAAUGACGGCAGUUAUAGAAGACAGUGAUGACCAAACAUUGACUGGAGUUAUAGAAGACAGCGGUAGCCCAGCUUUGUCUGGAAUUAUAGAAGACAGUGGUAACCAAACAAUCACUGCAGUUAUGGAUGACAGAGGUAACCAAACAAUAACUGCAGUUAUAGAAGAGAGUGGUAACCAAACAUUUACUGGAGUUAUAGACAACAGUGCUAACCAAACAAUGACUGAAAUUAUAGAAGACAGUGGUAACCAAACUUUGUCUGGAGUUAUAGAAGAGAGUAGUAACCAAACAAUGACUGCAGUUAUAGAAGGCAGUGAUGACCAAACAUUGACUGGAGUUAUAGAAGACAGCGGUAGCCAAGCUUUGUCAGGAAUUAUAGAAGACAGUGGUAACCAAACAAUCACUGCAGUUAUGGAUGACAGAGGUAACCAAACAAUAACUGCAGUUAUAGAAGAGAGUGGUAACCAAACAUUUACUGGAGUUAUAGAUAUAAGUGCUAGCCAAACAAUGACUGGAGUUAUAGAAGACAGUUGUAACCAAACAUCGACUGGAGAUAAAGAAAAUAGCAGUAACAGAACAUUGACUGGAGUUAUAGAAGACUGCGGUAAUUUUAAAGGCAGUAACAAUGUUUCUCGAGAAGGAGUCUCAUUAGAAAGUAGAAAUAUAACUGCAAGUAUGCAUCUUGAAACAGAGCCAAAAGAGAGUAUUUCAGACAUCGCUGCAACACACACUCUUGGAGAAAAGGAAUUUCUGCAAAAAUACAAAUCUGAAGACGAAGUUGAAACUAUGAAUGUAGAGAGUGCAUUAAAAGAACAGGAAAAAGAAUCCUAUUCAGCAACAGUCUUUAAUAUCCAGGAUGAAAGCAGCUAUUGUAAAUCCGAGUCUGACUCAGAAAUCAGUUUUAUAUCGGAGCCUUGUAUAAAUGAGCAGGUCAGUGAAGAUGAAAUCCUAUACAUAAAGGAAAUGAAUGAAAAUGAACAAAGUGAGAAGAUAGAUGAAUUUAAAGAGAUUGACCUGUUUGAUGGUAUUCAAACAUUCUUUAAAGAACCUGGGUCACAUAAAUUAUUGGGACAUUCAGAACCAGUAACAGUAGAUGCAUUAAAGCUGGAAAACAAGUUAGUUGCCUGUCAACUUGAAGCAAAUGAGAUUGAAGAAUUUCUGGGCAACAAAGCAUUAGUAGAAGAAAAAAUAAAUUAUACAAAAAUGACAGACACGUUACAGCAUCAUUCUAGUAAUAACUUAUCUAUGCCUUUGCUGAUGGAUUCCUCAGAUCGGGAAAGUGUUGCAUCCAGACAAUUAGAAAGUGAACUAGUUAAGUCAGAGGAUGAAAUAGAUGUAGAGAAUGGUACAGAACAUACAAUUAAACCAGAGACAUAUCAAACAGAUGAUCAGGGAACUCUAUACAUGUGUGAUAAAAGUUCAGAGGCAAUCUUUGAGCAAUCAUUUGUUGAACCAACACAUGAUAUAACUGACAUCAGUGUGUGUGAUGAAUUGGCAAUAAACAUACCAGUAAAAAGCAAUGCAGCAAUAAUGCCUGUAGAUAAUAACAUGGUAGAACAUGUGAACAAUCAAGACAUGAAUAAUGAAGAGAGUAAUGAAGAUUUAAGUAGGACACCAGAGGAAAGAACAUAUUUAAUUAAAGAAACAAGCAGAGAACAACUUGACAAUUUAAAUCAGGAAGAAAGAGAAAACAUGAUGCUUGAAGGUUAUUCCAUAGAUGCACAGGGUCAAAUUGACAGAGAUGAUACAUGUGGUUUACAUAUGGAUCAUAAUUUACAGCUGAUGACAGGUCAUUGUGUGAAUUAUUGUAAUGAAAGGGAAGAGAAAUUUGUACAACCAAAUGCAAUUGAUAACAGUGUUAUUGAAAAAUCUACCUCUGCGAAUGUUGAACUUGCCCCAAAAGCAAAUUAUGAUUUGAUUGUUGAUAGUCCUGCUGAAAAUACCGACAUGAGUGGAAAAACUGUGAAUAAUGGCAUUAAAGUUGACAAGCUUGUGUCUAUGGCUGGAAAUGCAUGUUUGAUUACUGAUAUCUCUAAAAUAAGUGAUAAUAAAAACAAAGAUGUUUUGUUUUAUUCUGAGAAAAUAGACACAAAUAUGUUGGCUCUAAGUAACAAUGUGGAUCAUGUUGUUAGGGAUUUACAUCUGACGAAAGAAUCAGAAAUUAUAACUGAACAUUCCAAAACUAUAAGUUGUAAAAGUAGAGAAAAUACUUUAAUAUUGCUUGAAGCAGGUACAGGUUUAAUUGAUGAUGACUCUAAAUUUGUUCAAAGCAAAUCUGAAAAUAUUUAUGCAAAAAUAAUUUACCCAGAUGUAGAAAUUGAAAGGAGCAGUAAUACCGAAAAAGUUCAUGUGAGCUGUGAACAAGAAAAUGAUAGCCAUGUGGCUGAUAGCUUUAGCCAGGAUUCUGUUGAGGUUACAGGUGUUAUAAGUGAUUUAGUAAAUGAAAUUAAAGAGGACAAUUUGCCACUGGGUGAUGAUAAAUCAUCAAUCGAUGACUUUAAUGCACCAAUCAUUGAAACAGUGAUUGACCAAGAAAGAUCUUGUCCUAUUGAAAUGAGCAGUCAUACUGAUUCAACCACUGAAAAUGAUAGAUCAUGUAUAGACCUUCCAAUCAAUUUGAUGAGCUCUGAUUUCAUAUGUAAUAAUGAAGUUGAAAACAGUUAUUGUAACCCUCAGAUGGCUGAAAAAAGUUGUGAAGGUGAAAAAGAUUAUAUUGAAACUAAAGUCAGAGAUAUAUCAGUUGGCAAAACAUUUCAACAUGAUGAUUCGAAACAACCAGCAGACAUCAGUAUUCCAACCAUAUGUAAUGAAGAAAGCAAAACAGUUGUGAUGAGCCACAUAGAGAAUGUGAAAGUUGACUGCACAAAUAAUAUGAAUUCCAUUGUUGAAGAAGCAAAAGAAUCACUUGAAAGUGCAGGGAAAACUUGCAACAUGCAGUCUGCAAUUUCAGACAUAGAUCAUAUAAAUGUCAAGAGAUCUCCACGAUUGAAUAAACUAAAACGAAGAGAUUACCGCCAUCCUUUUAAGAAGAAAGUAAUUGCUGCAAGUACACCAAAAGUAAACAAUGAUCACAACUAUGAUCACAAAGAUAAAGGUUUUGGAAAGAAAUGUCAAGAUCAGCAUAUUAAAGAAUCAAAUAGUUUUGCUCUUAAAACUGCUCAUUUGAAUGAACAAAAAGAAUUGCCAGUUAAAAUAAUGAGUAGCGAUGAAGUUGAGAGUAUACGUAACAUGUGCAGCAUGAAGGACGAAAGUCCAGACAUGACAGCUGAAAAUGUUGACAUUCUUAAUAGCAAAAGUCUCUUUGAAAAUACUCGAUUGAAUUCAAAGGCAGUUGUUUUUGAAUAUGUUGGAAAUAUUACCUCUGGAAAUGUCAGUUAUGGAUCAAGUGUGAAUGUAUUAAAGAAGUCUGAAAUUUGUGAUCUGAUUCUCAAAUUAAACUCAACAAAAGGAAAAAGUACAGAAAACAAUCUAAAAAAUUUGACUGAUGUGAAUAGUUUUACACAAAAUACAUGUGAAAGUAGUGCCCUGGAUAAUACACUAUCAAGAGCAUGUGAAGAAUAUAAAUCUGCUCCUGAGCAGAGUGUAUCAAUCUUGAAGCUCUCAGACACCAACCAAAGUCAGCCUGUUAGUGAACCGUACCCUAAAAGUCAUGUGAAAAUGGAUCGCGAGUGCCAUGAAAAUAUCGCAGUUCAAGUUGGGGGAGCCAUGAUUGAUUGUGGCAGUAAAACUGAUGGAAAUGAAUCAGAUUCAAAGAAAAGCAGUAAUUCUUCUACAGUGGAGGAUCUUCUGCCUCCAGAAAUAAGACUAGAGAAUGAAACAGAUGAGGAGUUUUUAAAGAGAGCUGAAAAGAUAAAAUCAGCCCUUAAGAAAGCUGUGAAAUCCUAUCAGUCUGAUUUUGAUUUUGAAAACCAGUCAAGUGUAGAAUCCAACAUUCCUCCUGUAACUCCAGAGGAAGAAACUGAUUUGCAGAAUUUUGAUGUUGCUAGCUUAUAUAGUAACACUUCUACCAAUGUCCCUAAGAAAGCACCACUGGUUUCAAAUGUUGUUACAGUUGUCUGCAUGACAAAAGGUAAUAAAGUAAAGACUGUAACCAGCAAAAAUGUGAGAGCCAUGAUACCAUUAUCAGUUUCACAGUCCAUGCCAAAGCAGCCAGUGUAUCUUCAGAAAUCUCAGUCCUCGGAUGACAUACAUAGUCAGGUUGGAUUAUUAAAUUCUGCUGCUGCUGAUCCUAGACAGUCUUCGGUAUCUUCUCUGGCUAUGCAACUAACCUCUCAUCACAGCAAAGCCAAGAGAAUGCCAGUGUCAGUGCCCAGGACUGAAGUAAAAUAUGCCCGCAGUUUAUCCUCAGAAACGGAAAAUUUUAAGUCUAAAUAUGUGUGCAACCAACAACGCACUCAGCAGGGUGUACCAAGAACAAAUGUUAAAUGCAACAAUUCUAGUCAGCCAAGUAUCAUGCAAAUGGUGGUUGAGCAGUCUGCACAAGUAAUGACCAGCUCCAAUAGUGUUCAGGUAAACAAUGGCAUACCAGUCAAUGCUGUAACAGGUCAGGAUAGUAUUGAGAAAACUGUGGUAGUGACAGAAAAUCUGUCAAAAGUGAAAUCUUUCAGAGAAAUUCAUAAAGAUGAGAAGCCCUUUAAAUGGGAGGCAAGUCCAAUUAGAGAGUUACGUUUAAAGACAAUGUCACCAGAUAAGGAAGGCACAAUGCAGGUAAACGAUUCUCCAAAAUCCAUAGCAGCACCGGCAGUUGCUAGACGGAAGAGAGUGAAACAGCAUGAAGAGGGUGAAGACAUGCCAGCAGAUUCAAAAAGAACCAGGCAAGGUAAAUCUGUUGUUAACAAAAAUGUUGAGGCAAAUGAAAAGUCUGAUGAGAAUGGUCCUAAUAUUCUGAAAUCAACAGAUUCAGACAUGGUCAUGGAAAACAGUCAAGUUAAAUCUGUUGUUAACAACAAUGUUACGGCAAAUAAAAAGUCUGACAAUAAAGAUCCAAAGAUUCCAAAAUCAGUAGAUUCAGACAAAGUUAUGGAAACCAGGCGAAGGUCAUUUAGUGAAUUACCUUCCAAUAAAAGCGCUGCCAAAGCUUUUAAAGAUAAAUCUUCAGAAAAUAAACCCUGUUAUGAAACAUUUUCACCUUCAAACAAACCGUCUGACCAUGUCCAUAAUCAACUGAGUCAGCUAUUAUCAAAUGCUCCACCACCACGGAAAGGAUGCAUAAUCAGGUCUGGCUCUGGUAGAAAGCAUAAUAAAUCAAACACUCCUACAAAAAAGAAAGAAAAAACUAGAACUGAAAACAGUUAUGCUGUAGAUUCAAAAACGAAGAGUGGAUUAAGAUGUAACGUGGAUGGCACUCAAGCCUAUGAUAGUACACAGCCUACAAUCAAUAAAUUAGAAUUAGAAGAAAACCAGAUGAAUCAAGGUGCUUGUCAGCCAGAAAUCAAUAUUGUCACGCAAAGUAUUGAAGAUUCAGCCACAAGUCUGUUACAAGUAAACAAUUUGUCACAAUGUAUUGAAGAUUCGUCUGAAAACCCUGCAGAAAAUUUGCAAAAUGAAUCUUAUUCUCCCAUUUCUGACUCUGAAGAAAGCCAACUCGACAUCAUGGCUGAAGUGAAAAGGAGAGUGAAAAAUAAGGUUUUAAACCUGAAGAGGAAGCUGUAUAUGGGUAACAACUUGGCCAACACACCUGAAGGUUUAGCUUUUCAUGACAUUGAUGAAGGCCUUGAUGAAGGCGUAGAGUCUCCAGCAAAAAUGUGCAAGCUGGAUGGCACUUCAGGAAGCCCCAGCAAGUCAGACUCUGAGGAUAAACACAGCGAGUCAUCGUACUGCAGUGAUUCCUCCCAGCCUUCAGACAGUGUCAAUGAGAUAAGCCCGAAACCAAUUCGACAGCUUAUCCACGGUGGAAGGGUUUACCAAAUUCAGCAAGGUUCAGUGACCGAGUUUGAUAUAAAACAAGGUCAGACUGACCCUGAGUCCAGUUUUAUGUCCAGAUUGAGUCCACAUGAAGUGACCCCAGUAACAAGCCCAAUGUCAUCACGUACUUCCAGUCCCUCCAGAAUGUAUUCAGCUGUAAGUGUAAGUUCCAGGCACGUCAACACUUCACCAUCUAGCCUUCAAGAGCAGCCAUUACCAUCCAGCCUCCAGAAACAGCCUUCACCAGGAACAAAACACAUCAAACCAUUCAAUGCGGCAAAUGCAAGUUCUGUGAUUAGCCCUGUGAGGAGACGUAGUUCUACAGCAAGCUCCAAAGCUAGCAAAGGACCGAAAAGUCGGCCUGGGAUUACCACCAGGUCAAAGGUUAAUGAAUAUAUUGAAACCACAUUGCAGAGCAUCAGACCUCGUGGCUUGAAACCAAGUCCAACCACCUGGAAACUCAACAAGAAAGUUAAAAGGAGUAUAUAUUCACUGGAAUUCAAGAAAACUCAAUGAAAAACAUUUGUCAUUCAAUCGCUAACAAACAGUUGAUUUUGUGAUUCAAGUGCUCAGUCAUCUUUAUUGAACACUUAUAGUGAUCAAUCCAGGAGUUGAUAGGACUGUGUAUACCUCGGUACUUUGUAUAUAUACCUUGUUAUUUUUGUAGAUGAUGAACAUUUAUUCUUGUAUUCAACCAAAGGCAGCUUCUUCACAAUGUGUAAGCUUCUUUUACAUAACAUAAUCCAUUGAUGAUUAAUUGAUCUUUACAAUCUAUCAGUGUCAAUGCAAUUACAUUUACAUAUUGAUAUUUUUUUUCCACAAGAAUGUGCAUUUUCUUCUCAAAAUAUGAUGUGCUAUUUCUCUUUAUUUAAUGCUGCAUUUUGUAAUUUUAUGUAUUUCAAAGCUGCUAUUACAAAUGGGGUACACAUUUUAUGGCAAAAAUAACGUUCUGAUUCAUUUAAUGUAGGUGACACAGACAUAUUUGAAGUAAACUUGAAGAAUCAAAGAAUCAAACAAUUGAUUAAUUUGUAAAUUAACACAUUAUUUUUCAUUAAUCGCCCCCUUGGUGCAAAAAGGUACCAUGUGACAUGGAAAUUAGUCGGCACAGGGUUACUUUUUGCUCCGAUGGGGCAAUUUGUUGUUAAGUUCACUGAUGAUUUGUAAUUGUAAAAGGGUAAUGAUUGAACAUAAUUCAGAUUUGCACUUAAAUUCAUAUAAUAAUGGAUGUUACUUUUACGUAAUUAUGUGUAGUACAAAUUUUUUUAUAAUUAGUAUCUUUGGAAUGCUGCAAAACAUUUCGUUCGUGUUGUCUUAAAUCUGGGUGCAAUCGAAGGGAACUGGUGAUUGCUUGAUUUACAGUUUGUAAAAGGAAAAGUUGUUUGAUAAUGCUGUACAAUAUUAUCUUUGAAAUAAUUGUUUGCAAUAUCAGGUCUGGACAAUUUGAAGUCAUUUCUUAUGAAUUAUAUUUCUGGCAUUGACAUUGUUCAUUGUAAACAAGGUUUUGGUUAAUUCUAAGUAACGUUUAUUAUGAUUACUGUUUUGAUAUUAUUGGUUUUUUAAUUGUAUUAGAUAAAAAUGGAUGUUUAAAAGCAAAUAGUAUAUUGAUUAUGCAUUGUAACAUAGAACUCAAUGAAGGUUUAAACGUUUAAUUGAAAAUAUAAUAGACACACAUUCACAUUAUAUGAGGAGACUUGGUUGAUCAUGUUUACAUAGUUUGUCAUGAAUUGACUCUUGUUCUGAGAAAACUGGGCAUAAUGCAUGUGCGUAAAGUGUCGUCCCAGAUUAGCCUGUGCAGUCUGCACAGGCUAAUAAGGGAAGACACUUUCCGCUUUAAUGGUAUUUUUCGUUUAAAGGAAGUCCUUUUUAACCGAAAAUCUAGUUUAAGCGGAAAGUGUCAUCCCUGAUUAGCCUGUGCAGACUGCACAGGCUUAUCUGGGACGACACUUUACGCACAUGCAUUAUGCCCAGUUUUCUCAGAACAAGGCUCAAUUAAUCAUGUCACAUAAUAUCUCCACUUGUUUCUGCCAGUCUUUGUAAACUUAAUUCAUGUGCCAAUGUUUUGUUACGAUUCAUAAUAUCCCCAUACAAAAAAGUUGUAUGGUGGCUUAUACUGGAAAAAGGUUGUCUAGCUGGAUGUCCAUCCAGCAAUUGUUUAAACUUACGAAUAAAAUUAAGAAUAUCCUUCGAAGUAAAAUAUUUAAGAAUUAUUUAAUUAUGAGUAAAACUUUGCAUAAACUUCAUCUAUCUACAUCAUUCUGUUCAUGCAGAACAUUCUGUUAAGGACAUUAUCACCAGUCGUAGGAUGUAUAUGUUCAAACACUUGGCAUAUUUUUUUUGGUUCUUAGUCUAUUGUUUAUUCUUAAGUCUUAGAAUGGGUUGGUGAAUACGAGCCAUGUAGUCAUAUAGACGACUAAAAGAGGUAUUAACCCUUUCUCCCAUAAAAAGCAAAGUGAAAAUGGCUUUUGCAACCAGCAUAAAACCAGAACAGCCUGCAAGUAACUCGCAGUCUGUUCAGGUUUUAUGCUGUUUGCUGCUCAUCAGUAACUGAGGGUUGCCUUUAAAACUUGAAUUUAUUAAGAAAGGUAUUUAAUUAAAUGUUACUUUCUAAGGAACUACAAAUGCGUCAAAAUACGUAUCUAAGUGGUAAAGGGUUAAACAAAUUAAGUGAAACUUCAUUCUUUAUUGGUAGAUGGAUCUCUGAGAGGUUUAAUGCAGUACACAAGAGCCAUGCCUGUUAAUAUUGCUUCCAUAAGGCUCUUUGGUAAUGUUUAUGCAUAAUGUUUGCUGUUGUCAUAUUUUGAAAACUGAGAAGCAAGGUGAAAAUUCAUCGGUAGAUAAAUUGAAUGGAGGGAAGUGAAUUGAUCUAGAAGCACAAAUCUUGCAUCCAUAUUUUCAGAGUAAUUAUCCCCCGCCAUAGGCGGAGGGAUAUUGUUUUGGUGUUGUUCGUCCGUCGGUCCGUCUUUCCGUCCGUCCGUCAGGAGCCAUAUCUUGGAAGUACUUUUAGCGGAUUUCAUCGAAACUUGGUAUAAGUAUAUACAGUAUAUGGAUAAUAGGAUGAUGCACGCAAAAUGGCAUCGUACACCAUCUGAUAAUAACAGAGUUAUGGCCCUUUGUAUCUUGAAAAAAUGCUUUUUUAGUGUCAAAUAUAACACUUUUGUGUCCAGAAGCAUAUUGGCGCGGGAUAUCAAUUCAACGAAUUUGCUUGUUUCUCUUUGUUUUAAACCUGAACUAACUGUGCCAUCUAACAAACCAGCAAGUGGAAUGUUUUUCAUGCACAGCAAUGACCUUGAUGUUAAAAAGCAUCUGAUUUGGAUAACAAACUAAACUUGUUUAAGCUUAAUUACUACCUGUAGUUGAGAUUUAACUUUGUGUAUAUAUUUGAUUACCUUGUUGCCAUAUUGUUGUUUUUAAACAUAUGCAUAUUUUUGUCCCCUACCGGUUUUACCUGAGGGGACUUAUGGUUUGCGCUCUGUGAGUCUUGUCUGUCACACUUUUCUGGAUCCUGCGAUAACUUUAAAAGAUCUUUAUAUUUUUUUCAUGAAACUUGAAACAUUGAUAGAUAGCAAUAUGGACAUUAUGCAUGUCAUUUCAUUUUGUUCCUACGUCAAAUAUUUUGGUUGCUAUGGCAACAAAUAUUUAUAAAAAAAAUAAUCUGACAAUGGUGGAGCUGGUAGGGGACAUUUAUUGAUUGGCAAUAGUCUUUUUAAAAAUAUAAUGGAUUGUAAACCUAGAUCAUGAUUUGAAAUUGAUGUUAUCUUGUUUUCAUGGUUGUUUGUAAUACCAUUUAUUACACAUACUUCUACUAAGCAUUGUGAAACUCAAUAUGUUUUUGAUUUUCAAGCAUUUCUGGUCAACUUGUUAGGGCAAGCAAUCAUGGACUGUCAAUUUAUUUAUGAAGAUGUUGUACAUUCAUGAUUGAGCUUGACUUGUUUGUUUAUAUAUUCUCAUCAGUAUUGUGUCCAUGUACCGGUAAAUUUAAGUCCAUAUGACAUUGCUUUUGUUUUUAAUAUUGAAAUAUUACAUCACAAGUCUUUUCUACUAUCUAACAUAAUCUUUUGUUACAACGUUAUGAUGUGCAACAUAAAUGUAUAUCUUGAA